ACAUUUGACUUUAUUUACAGUUGGUUUGACAUCUAAACAACAAAACACAUUUGCCGCACUUGACGAACACGUGUGACCGAAGAAGUAUUUUGAAAAUAGUCAUCAAAUUGUGGGAAAAUCCACGAAUCUUCUAGUUCAAGUGUGAUUUGGAAUGUACAGCAAUGAAUACAGAAAAAGAGCUUCGUAAGUGGUUGAAUCGCUCCGAAUUGAGUUUUGUUGACAACUUAAACUUCGGUAUCAAAGUGUGGAAUUCAAUUGAGUUUGUACUGUUGACCAAACAGGAAAUUGUCGUUGAUGAAUUUUGUAAUAAUUUGCCAAAUUUACGUGAGGAGAUAAACAAAUCGUCCGAUCCAAAGUACGGCGAUCAGGCAUGGGAGAGAAUCAACGAGUUUUUGGGCUUUCGAUAUUCAUCCGGAGCGGUUAGUGUGGCUGUCAAAGACAAACUCAUCAAAACUUUGUCUCAAGAGGCUAAAAUAAGUAUUGAAGAGUCGCGAGCAUCGCAUUUGAUCCUAAAUGCUUUGCUCAUCACCCUGCAGAACACUUCAAUUCAAAAUUACUACAAAAGUAAUGCCGUGGAAUUUGCCCGGUUCUUGGGAUUGAAUAUUCGUUAUCUGAGUGUUUUGCUGGAGUCAGAAAAUUUGACAAGUGGCCAGUCGAAACAGUAUAAGGAACAUAUCAAUCAACUACUAGCUUCGCUAAAGUCGUUCAUCAAGCAAACACCAUUCCUGGAUGAUUUCAAAUCAGCUUUUGCCACAGAAAUCCUAACGUCAAUAUGUGAGCUCAUCACUUUGUCCCAACACCGCAAAAUUACCGACAAACAAGAAGUGCUGAGCAUUUUGCAGGAGCUAUACUUUGAUGGCAACCAAACAAAACAACUGAAGCAGUAUUUGGGUGGGGCCAAAUCAAAAUUCGUCACAUUUCACGAGUUAUUCGAAAAGCCGAUGCAUGUCUUCCUGACGGUUGUCGAAGCGCUGGUUUGGUCAUUCAGGAAUGAUGAUGAAGUGCAACAGGCAUUUUUAAAGUAUUUAUUCAAUGAAACCGACGGAAAACUGCGAGUUCAAAGCCACGAACCGAUCCAAACUCAGUUGAACGGUUUGUCCGUUUUUAUCUUCCUUCUAAAGAAAUACGAUGUGCCACUGAAUUUCCAAAUCGAUUCGAAUAAGGCUGUCGUUUACUUGGGCAAGCAAAUCGAACAUUUCGUUCAUUCCUAUCACACGACCCAUGUAUAUGAGGUGUUGAACACGCUGUGCGCCAUAUUGAAAUUGAAUCCAUUGAUUUUGGAAAAUUCUGUAUGUCAAAUUGCCGUCAAAUUCAUGCUUCUGCCGAAGAAGAGCGAAGCCAUUUGGAACAAAUACGAAGAGUUUAUGUUUUUGUUGGUUGAAAUGUACCGGAGAUUGAGCAGAGCCGAAAAGUUUAUAUCGCAUUUGAUAAGAAAUCUGUAUGAGACACUGGCAACGGUCAAAUUGUCGAAAAAAUUGAAACGUUCGUUCAAUAGCAGUUUUGUUGAAGGAUCAACGCCGUCGAAAAAGUUGAAGAACGCAGCCGAAGAGGAGGUUUCAAUGGAUGUGAGUUUGGCUGAACCAAGUGCGCCUGAAAAUCGAUUUGUAACCCUGUUCGAAGAGAAUAUCUUGAGCGAAUGCACCAAUUUAGCCACGAAAUCCGAUUGGAAGCGACAAAUUCGCAACAAUCAAAUUUGGAGUGAUAUUGCAUUUGCCUUCACACCGGCCAUCAGUGGCACUUAUACUCGAUUCAUCUCGGGAUUGGUGUCAAAGCCAUCUCUCGUCGUAUGGAAGACACUCAUGUUCACAUUGAAGGAUUACGUACACCAAUUGAAAGAAUCCGAAGGUAAAUGCAGUGAGAAUUGUGUAUUUCUGAUUGAAAUCACAUCGGCGCUACUCAGUCAAUACUUCUUGGGUUCACGAUUAGCCGAACAGUCCGAUAAAUCGUGGGAUGCCAUUGAGACAAAUCGAAAUGCCACACGAGAAAUUCUCAGCGAAUUUGGACACGCCAUCCUCAAUCAAGAACACAAUUAUCGAACUAUGAACGCAUUUUUGAAGCUAUGCUACAACGCAUCAAACUUUGACUUGCUUUGCUGGUACUAUCGUCCCGAUUCACUGCGAGUCGCUACUGACGACGACACCACGUUCAAUGUGGAAAAAUCGGCCAAAAAACUGCAUUCAUAUCUCACGGACAAAGAGUGGAUAACGAUUGAACAGCGCAUUACGAAUUUUGGCAAACGCGAAUGCAAGGCCAACAUCAACAAAAUCUACUUGCAACGCUUGAAAACGAGCCAGUUAUUCGAGUAUGAAAAGGCUGAUGGUGAAGAUGUGUCCAAGUAUGUUUUGUCCACUGCUUUCAAAGACAUCGAACAAAUUGUUGAUAUUCUGAAUGACCCAAGUCUUUGUGCGUGGUUCAUUGGCAAUUUGAAUGUCAAACAAAAACAAACCGUUUGCGAACUGUUGCUACAGUCAACAAGUGAAUUUGUUACCUUGAACCGACUAUGCACCACAAACGAUUGGCAAUUCAUCGAAACAUUAACCGUGGCUACGUAUAAAAAACUUAUCGAAAUUUUAGCCGCUGGCAAACAUUCCGAAUAUUUAUCGGAGAUCAAUUUUGAUGCGAUUUUUCAACGUAAAUUUCAAAUAGCAUCGAAAGAGGUUGGCUCAUUGGUGGAAAAACAAUGCAGCAGUGAAACGAAAUGUGCGGAUAAGAAGCAUAUUCAGAAGAAACGGGAACAUAUUUCCGAUUUGAUGGGGCUAUUGAAUAAUUUGCCGGUUGGUUUCGGCAAACCCGAUGCCAAAAACAUCAUUUCCUUGUUGAAUAUUGUUGUUUAUCGUUACUUUGCCAUAGGCGGUGAUGCAGAAUUAGCGAAGGCGUCCGUAAACGUGUUUAAAGCUCUUCUUCACUUUGGUGAUUCGCCAAAUGUGUUCACCAAUCUCAAAGUCAAUACGCUAAUCACGUUGUUCAAAGAAGAAGCCAGCGCUCAAUCGAUAUUUGCUUUGAUAUUCGAAAGAACAUGUCGCGACCUAAAUGUUACAAAUGAAAAAGUUCUUGAUGAAUUAUACGAACUUUUGCGUCAAUUCGAGACAAACGACCGAAAUGAACAGAGAAUUCUACUCGAGAUAGCCGUAUUGGUCGUGGGUGAUUUGUCAAGGGACAAGAAAAAUCGCAUUCAAUGCGACCGAUUUCGUGAAAUAUUGUUUGAAAUCAUAAAAAAUGUGGCCAAAGACGUGAACAAUGGAGAAUGGUUGAUUGGAGCGACAUUGCCAGCCUUUGUGAUUAUAGUGAAAUCAUACAUCGCUGCAAAUAAAACCAAUCCCACGCAAGAGGUCGAUGGUGACGAGCAAACAAUACAGCUCAUCAACUUGUUCCUUAAGAAUUCGAUCGACUGUAAAAAUCAGCACUCAGUGAAAUUGUUGAAUACAGCAUUGGAGAACAAAGCCUAUCUACGGCUGACAGACGAUGAGAUAAAGGGAUUAGUAGCCAAAUACUGGAUUGAUUUCAAGAUUGCGUGCGCUAGUACGCACGAUGAUACCGUUAACAAAACAUUGAAUAACGCUCUCAAGCUAAUUUGCGAUCAGGCAACGGUCGAUGAAUGGAUUUCUCUAUUGACUGAAGUCGAAAAGGAAAUCGAAGCAUCCAUUUUUACGGACAAGUCAAAGCAACAAAGCAAAAUAUUGGCGUCAAUGGCAAAAUGCCAAUACAAUAAAAGUAAAGGUCAAAUUUUCACUGGUUUCUUCAAAAAUGUCACACGUCAAGUCAAUUUGACGAUUCGUGCCAAAACCACGGAUUUGACGCAAAACUUCGACUGGAUACUGAAUUUGCUGGAGUGCUACACCAUUCUGACCAAUAAUAUGCAGACACCAGUCUCUGUUGAGCUAAUUGAUGACAUCUUGGCAUUUUUGGCCGAAAUAAAUGUGAAAAAAAUCGACGCAGAGCAAUUUGAUUCGGACCGAUUCAAAAAUCUAUUGGAACAGAUGUGUGCAUUAGUUUUGGGAUUGAUUCAGCAUCGUUCUGUGUUCAUUUUGGAUCGAGUGCCGCACUUUGUCAAUGUGUUUAAGGAUCUGCUGCAAACAAUUUGCUGGUAUAAAUCGAAUCGAAGCCAACAGACACAAUUGGAGCAAGCCGAAAUCACAAUGCUCGCUGAAAUGGCACACAACCUCGAAAAAACAAACAAAGCAUUCGUAAAACACUCCACGGAAGUGAAGCGUGUCGCACCAUAUUUACUCCUAUUUGCCAUCAGUCUAAUGAUAACAAAAGAUCGACCGACGACACUUUAUUCGAAAAUCAAAACACACAUCGAGUACAUUUGUUACGACCUAAUUGCCGUGUGCGAUCACCGUGUCGAAGGGUUCAUUCUACGUAGCUGCAACGAAGCGUCCAAAAAUAUUUACGAGAAUUUGCAUCGUGACUAUGAAAAAUACUUUAAAUUUAAGGGCAAAGUUUAAAUUGAUUAAAGAUUGAAUGAAAAACGCGAGUUUUCUUGAAGAAAAUAUUAGAAAAAGGACUUUUCGAGAAGUGAAUUUGCAUAAAGAGUUUUCGGAAAAAAAAUUUGAAUGGGAUUUUUAAAAAAUGUGAUUUUAAUGGAAAAAAAAUACGCAUUUUGUCCUUUUCAACCAAACCAUUUUACUUUCGUAAAAUUCUUUUUUAUUGAAAUAAAACAGAAAAAUGUAAAAAAAAA
This is a messenger RNA of Sitodiplosis mosellana (orange wheat blossom midge), 4681 nucleotides long. RefSeq lists its product as uncharacterized. The record is from RefSeq and is a predicted model, not a curated record. Lineage: Eukaryota; Metazoa; Arthropoda; Insecta; Diptera; Cecidomyiidae. The transcript has 9 exons. The coding region runs from base 162 to 4448 and encodes 1428 amino acids. Gene Ontology annotation, cellular component: nucleolus. Gene Ontology annotation, biological process: ribosome biogenesis.